This is a messenger RNA of Diplodia corticola, 270 nucleotides long. RefSeq names its product chaperone heat shock protein. The record is from RefSeq and is a predicted model, not a curated record. NCBI's taxonomy places the organism in Eukaryota, Fungi, Ascomycota, Dothideomycetes, Botryosphaeriales, Botryosphaeriaceae. Bases 1 to 270 code for a protein of 89 amino acids. The transcript is spliced from 3 exons.
AUGACUGACGCCGGCCGCAAGGAUUUCUCUACCAAGGCUAAGGAGGAGCUCACCCCCGACUCCACCAAGUCCACCCAGCAGAAGACCAAGGAGGCCUUCACUGACACCGGCGACAAGCUCGCUCGUGGUGCUCAGACCGAUAGCUCCAAGUCGACCGGCCAGGAGCUCGGCGACAAGGUUGGCCGCAGCCACGACCGUCACGAGCACGGCAGCUCUGGCGAGAGCAUUCUCGACAAGGCCAAGUCCGCCGUCGGCAUGGACAAGAAAUAA